AUUCUCUAUUCUGAGGGCUCUUUCCUUUCAGUUCACUUUAAACCAAAGUCCUAAACGCACUUCGGUAACAGCACUGUAAGAUUUCAAAGCUUAAAAUUCAAUUUUUCUAAACUUUAUUUCAGACGAAUAUAAAAAGACAUUUUUAUUGAAAUAGGGGUUUGAUUUUAUUUGCAACCGGUGAACCAGCCAAUCAGAUCGCAGUAUUUUGAUCUAGUCCUCAGGUGACUGAGAGGUGUAAAUAAAGUGCCUGAGCUUGCCGACAGUGCUUUUGAAUUUAGACAAAGAGUUUUGGUACUUUACAUAAAAAUCCAAUGCUGUCAGGCCGAAAAUAAUGGUGCCAGAGUGUUAUUUUCGGUAUCGCGAGAAUGCACAAUAGGCGCGUCGGACCAUUGGCAGUUCAAACAAAACCUGACGGCGAAACGAAUAUGGCGUCUGAUGUUGAAGAAGGACGUGGAGAUAUCGCGUUAAAUUCUUUUGAAGAUGAGGACAGCAACGACGACGAAGAAGGUAUGAAUGUAUAACUUUAAACUAAAGCUCUGGUUUCCUAACUACCUGGGAAUGAUAAUUAAUUUAUAGCCAUUUCAAGUUUGUAGCCGUCUGUUUAAAAUCCGACCAAAUUUCACAGCGGUUGUGUUUACGUUUUUAAACUGCUAUUUGUCAGGUUAUUGUUUUUCUGACAAGUACAACAGUACUGUGUAUUCUUGUAGUUUCCUAUUCUAAAGCGACGUAUUUCGUUUUUGUUUGCAAAAGGUCUUGGCAACAGCCGAAGCAAUAAAUUAUUUGAAGGAUUACCGAGUCAUAUCAAUAAUCGAAAUGUCGCUGGGGGCCCAUCGCAAAGUGCGGGAAACAGAAGGGGUGUAUCGUUGCAUCGGCGCACUAGUUCGGGAAGACGUUCCCAAGAGUCGGCAACGGACCAGGCAGACGGACAAGUUAUAGAUAUCGAAGAUGAAAACCAUUCGGUCGACAGAGGCGAAUCCUACAAGGCCAUGGCCGCCCCCAUGGCAACGAAACGUAGUGUUAGGUAAGGCGCCGCUAUUUUUCAUAACAAACUUUAAUACAUAAUUGUGCAAACAUUUUCUUUGCACCUGUCUGGCUUCAAAUUCUCAGAUGUGCCAAUAUAUCAAAUUCGAUUUUAAUAGGUUGUUUGUUUUUCAACUUUUUUCAGCACUUUGACAGUGGCUAAUAUAGAGCACGUACUAUUUGAAAUUUUUUUUCGCCAUAAAUAUGCAUUUGGCUACAGAAUUAUAUAAGGUCGAACCUGAGGAAAAAACAUUGAAUAAAAGAGGAAUAUAGGAAUUAUAAAUUGAAAGAAUGCAAUUAAAAGGCUGAAAUUAUAUGGCUUGAUGAAUAGACAAAUAUCCCACCCACUCAGAGUCGGGUCGUAGACAAUUGAAGGAACUCCUUUAUAGAUUAUGGCCAAAUGCAUGACAACCCAACAGUGAAAAAACAUUGUAUAAUAAAACACAAAAAUCAACAUCCUUGGAAACUGGCAUGCACCCACGCACACUCAAAUAUGUUUGUGCACAAAACUCUCCCUUUAACAAGUAAAAUCACCUGGCAUUAGACAGAGUUGUGGCCAUUGUAGCUUUAAAAAAAUAUGUGUUAACCCAUUAAGCUGCAGAGCUUCCCCAUUGACAAGUAAAAUCGUCUAGCGUUAGAGAAGUUAAAAAAAUAAGUAGGCUACACUGGGGCACAUUGCAGCUCAAUGGGUUAACUAGAUACAUUGCCAGAUUUUUUGGUUAUUUAACCCAUUCAGCUGCAGAGCUUCCCCAUUGACGCGUAAAAUCGUCUAGCAUUAGAGAAGUAAAAAAAUAAAUAGGCCACACUGGGAUGCAUUCCAGCUCAAUGGGUUAACUAGAGACAUUGUCAGAUUUUUUGGUUAACCCAUUAAGCUACAGAGCUUCCCCAUUGAUGAGUAAAAUCAUCUGGCGUUACACAAGUAAAAAGAAUAAGUAGGAUGCAUUGCAGCUCAAUGGGUUAAACCGUUAGCCCAUUAGCAGUGCUCUUCUCUUGACAAGUAAAAUUGUCUGGCAUUAGAUUAAAAUAAGAAAGUCAGGCACAUUGGGAUCACAAUAGGACUCAACUGGUUAAUACUAAAUUUGUACAUGCACGAUCAUAGAGGGGGAUGUAUUGCCCUGAAUAUGUAGCUCUAUCAGUUUAUAAAUGCUCUGUGUAAAGGUCCAGUGAGCAGAUUAGCCAAGUUGGGCAGUUAGGAAUGUGUGACACCUCGGGGCAUUACUGCCAUAUUUGAUUGCAAAACAUGCUUCUCUAACAGCAUUGCUAAUUAACAACUCCUCAGAUUUUACCAACGCUGCCCCAAAAGUCUCGGACAGAAUUUCGAACAUUUCCAAUUCAUAUUCAUUGAAAAGAGAAGAUAUCCACAUAAUCUUCUGACUAUACAGAAUUAAAAUAUGUUGAAUAUAGGCUGCUUUCCUGUUAAGUGUUUUUCACAUGUAAACAUGUACAGAAAAGUUUAAAUCUUUUUAAAUUUAAUUGAUAUAAGCAUUACUACCUUAAUUUAUUAAGAAAUACACAUUAAACCAUAUGUGCUCCUCUUUUAUUCAUUUAGUUAUUUCAUCAGUAAUUUUUAAAUGGAUUUAAACUUUCCAUGCAUAUGUAUGCACAUAUGAAAAAAGGCAUACCUGGAAAGCAGCCAGGUGAUUUUAGCAUGUAAGGCUGAUUGGCAGACUGAGUGUUACUACAGUAUAAAACAGUAGCGCUCUGAGAAAAUGCUGCAGUGUUUUGUAAAACCAAACUGGAAGCACUCUCACAUUACAUUGAGGUGAAAUUUAUCAGACAACUACAUAUUGUGUCAGUCAAAUUCAGAUAUAAGGCACACAAACAACUCUGCCAUGCAGUAUUGGCAAAACACCAAAACAACAAUCUCGUAUCCCUGACCUCUCUACAUACAUCUCACCUUGCUAAGAUAUUCUUGGAAUUUGCACCUUAUUCAAACCCCACUAUGAUGAGACAUAAUGCAGAUCUAUCAAUCUGAGUAUAAUCUCUUAGUAUUUGAAACCUGAUUCCAAGCAUAGCAAUAACAUAUUUAGUCAUAUCAUAACCAGGUGGUGUGGAAAAAUAUAUUCAUUAGUUUUGAGUGUGUGUUACAUAACACCUUAACAGAGUCUGAAAUUUACAUUUUUUUUCAGUAUUUGUCUGGGAUGCCAGGAUCCCAAAUUUGGACCCCCCCCCCCUCUGAGAAUCUGGUGUCCUACUUCUGGUUACCAUAAAUUAUAGCAUUAUACGCCGAAGAUCAGACUUCGGCGUGGACUUCAAAAGUUAUCGGCGUACUGGCGUACGUAUGCUUGUAGUCUUUUCGGUGUACUGCGAAUAGUGUUUGGCAUAUGCCUAUAUGGCUUACUGGCGUAAAUCGGUGAAUGGCAUUCUUGGCGUGUUUUAAAACUUUUAAUUACUGAUCUCAGCAACUAUCUUUAGCUGCUUUUGUCCAAAUUUGAUUCCGGACUUGUUAAGGCAGGCAAAAGGCACAAAUAACGAUAAAUUUUAAAUAAAAUUACAACAGUAAUAAGAUGUUCUUUCAAAAGUCGAAAAUAUAUAUAAUUAUCAAUACAUGUGUAAGUUUGUGUCUUAAAAAGGAGUUUUUAUUUACUUAAAAUUCAAUUCAAUUGCUACAUUAUAUUCUUAAUAAAAAUUCUCAUAUCAAAUUCACAUGAAAAUCAUCAUCAUCAAUUUUUUUUUGACAGGAAAGCUAGGAUGUCAAACCAAUCAUAUACCAAGAGCUUGUCAUUCUGGAAAGCGUUUAAACUGCGUACAGCAAUGGUAGGUUGCAACCCUCGAAAUUCAACUAUUUCUGCCUCUGCAAAUAAUUGCCGAGGUCUUUCGAUAAUUUUCGAGUUUGCCUCGGCAUUUUUUUUGCCGAGGCACGCAAUGAAAUCACCUUAAAUUCCUUCGGCAAUUACUUCGGCACCCUUCGGCAUUCACGUCGGCAGUUGUAAUUAAAGUAAAGUACAUAUGGAAAUUAUUGUGAACAAAUAUUAUAACGAGCAUAGAUUCUGACGUUUUACAAUUUGUUGUUAUUUUACAAAUUCCUGAUUCAAAAUGUUUUUAUGAAAGAAUAAACUUGACGGUAAUCACGCGACAAUCCAAAAGAUAAAAUUCUUUAUUUCAGCCGAAGCAGACGCUGAAAAGCUCAAAUUUUGAAUAUUUUGUAAAGUAGUUUUUUUAUGAAUGAAAUCUUCUGUUGUUCAGCCGACGUCGAUGACAACAAUUCGAACAAAGAAGUGAUACAAAAAACGAACACUGUAGUUUGUAAAUUUAAGUAAAAAAAUGAACAGACGCUGUAGUUUGUAUAUUAAAUAAUUUAAGGUACAACGGUUGGAAUUGCCUCGGCAUUUUUUUGCCGAGGCAAACUAUGAAAAAUCGUAACUUGCCUCGGCAUUUGCGUCGGCAAUUGCCGAGUGCCAAGGCGAAUUUCGAGGGUUGAGGUUGUGGGAUAGAAAAGAUAUAGUUGGACCAGCAAUAAAUUUACUUUAAUUUUACUUUAAUUAACCCAUUGAGUGGCAGCACUCUCCCCCUUACAAUUAGUACACUCGUCUGGCGUUAGGGCGCAUCUGGGCGCAUUGCCACUUAAAGGGUUAAACUUAUAUUUGCCAUAAUAUAUUUAUAUAUUAGUGGUGGCAUCUUACCAAGCAGUCGAUCGAAGAAGGAAUUCAUGCCAUGGAAUUAUGGAAAGGUCAUCUGAAAGAAGUGGAAGGUAUUGAAAGAAGAACAUAAUGCUUGAUUGGUAAAAUUAUCCAGCAUUAUAGAGAAUCAAAUGAGUGAUUCCAGCUAUGGACAAAAUUUUGAUCUAGACAAGAAAAAGGGAAUCCAACACCACACCUAGAAAGAGCAUCUUAAAAUGAAUAAAAUUGCAAAGUUUGGUUGCAAAAUGUUGUGCAAUAAGGAAAAUAUAGCUCUGUGAAGUUCACAAGUUUUGUAUAUUUGCAUUAUGCACAGAAAAAAUAACCAUUUUUGAGCAGAAAGUGGUUAUUUUUACCAUGCAUAAUACAAAUAUAUACAAAAUUUGCAAACUUCACACUAUAUUUUCCUCAUUUUAUAACAUAUUUGUAACCAAACUUUGCAAAUUUACUCAUUUUAAGAUGCUCUUUCUAGGUGUGGUGUUGGAUUUCGUUCUUUCGUCCAUAGCUGGAAUCACCCAUUGAUAGGAAGGGUGUAUUUGACUGCUUUAAUGGAGUAAAGUACAAUAUUUGUUUUUAGGUCAAUUUGGAAAUGGUGUGCUGUCAUUCUUUCUGUUCCUUAAAUGGUUACUGUUCUUGGAUCUCCUAAUUUUCAUCAUCCAGUUCUGUUUUAUUUCUGUGCCAAAGCUUGUUCUUCCUGAGCCUGCUAUUCAUGCAAAUAGUUCGUGUCCUGCCACACAGAACCUGGACUAUACUUCAGGAAAAGGUGCCGGGAAUUUGGUCGUAGAUUUUAUGACUGGUCAGGUAAGUUUCACACUGAUCAUGGGGUGUCGAUGGCGCAUUGGUUGGUUUACCUGUGCAAGAAGAAUUUCCUGGGACCAGUUGUUUGAAAGCUGCGGUUUGCUUAACCCUAGGUUAACCUAAAAUUUAAAGCAAACUUAAUUUCCAACAGCUUGUUGAUAAAUUUGAAAAUAUUUCUUUAGAGAUCUGGCCUGGAUCAGCAGGAGUUUUGUCUGAAGUUUUGAAAUAUGUAUAUGCAGACGUGCAUGCAGAAAUACAUAAACUAAAACAGCAGGUUAAAUUUUAACCAAGGGUUAGCGCGCUAAUCCAGCUUUGAACAAGUGGCCCCUGGAAUAUAAAGUUGUCUGAUUAUGAUUUUACCAGUUGUAUAAUAAAAAUUUCUUAUCAAAAAAUUCCUAUUGGAAUCCAUAUUUCCUAUAGAAAUGAAUUUGUAUGGGAAUAGAAUUUCCCAAAAGAAUUGUAUAUAGGAAUGGUCCAAAAUUCCUAUAGGAUUUCCUAUAGGAAGUGUUUCCUUUCUCUAUGAGUCUCUACCAAAGGUUUUCUGGUACACAGGUUCCUCCUGUAGUAACACUAGACAAAUAAAAGAUUAUCCUUACUGGACCUCUAAGAAGAACAGUUCAGAAUUGAAUUGAAUUUGAAUUGAUGUAGUAAUCCAGAAUAAAUAAAGUUAGUUUAGUUUCGGUGUCUUCCUGUAGCUUCACUGGAUCAAUAAGAGAUCAUCUUUACUGCACCUCUAGGGAGAACAGUUCAGAAUUGAUUUGAAUUGAUGUAUAGUAAUCCAGAAUAAUUAAAGUAAGGUUAGUUUAGGUUUCGUCCUGUAGUAACACUGGACCAGUAAAGGAUGGUCUUUCUUGACCUUUUUGGAGAAGAGUUCAUAAUUGAUAAAGCACUAUCCAAUAUAAAUAAAGUUAGUUUGGUUUAGUCAUUUCCUUAUACAAGUAUAGAACAGUCCGGUAUUGCUAAUAGCAUCUGGCAGAAUAAAGUACUUUCAAUUUACUGUAAGAAAUAUUGAAGUUUAUACUGCAUUUUCCUUCAAUUCUAAGGGUUGGAUCAAUACGACCAUAAUGUUCUACAGUAGCUACCCUGCAACGACUCUAGUUAGCGACGAUGGUGACACGACAUAUAAACUACCAUUGGCCUAUCUUUUGGUUGGUGCGGCAUACCUACUACUUAGCUUGCUGCUUAUGGUCAGCAGGUAUGUAUAGUACAUUGUUCUUUAGCUUCUUUAUACUGUGGCCUCGCUUUUGAGUUUCUGUUCUGCUUAUUCUUUAGCCUUGCCAAGAACUUUCAGCAGAGCUACAUUGAAGGUGGUGGUCAGUUCUAUUCGUUCUGUAACAAAGCGUUUGCCUCUUGGGAUUUUUGUAUCACUGACGAAAAGACCGCAAAAAUAAGAAGUCAGAAUUUUAUCAAUGAUAUCGAGGUAUAUAUAAACCAUAUAAAAGUUACUCUGGUCAUUGGGUUUCCAUAGCAGCCUGCCUUUUGUCAACAAACCUAUUGCAAUGUUUUGAAGACUUGUUUCUCCCAGAGACGUAUGGCCCAUUUUGAUGAAUUUGGGCAAAGAAAAGAUAGUUUACAGCAUAAACGCUGCAAACAGAUGGAUCACUAUCUGCCUAGUUAGUUCUACACGAACUAGCUUGUGUCCAGUUGACAGAUGAUCACUGUCAAUUUGUAUCAGGGCUUGAAUUUUAUCGCAGCAAUUGCCGUAGAGGGAGAACAAAAUGCCGUGGAUGAUUGCGGCAACGACGGCAAUUUUUUGCCGUAUAAUAUAAUUUUUGUACUAUUCACUGUGCAUUACUAUUUUAAUUUUGAUACUUGAAUUGAGAUGUUGAUCAAAUUACUAUUUUAGUCUCAGUUUUCUUCGAGAAAAAACACUAAAGAAAUACGUAAACAUGUUUCUAUAGCUUGUCAACAAUCCAAAGUAACAAUAAAAUUAAAUUUUUAUUACAGUAAUUUGAAAAAAUGCCAUGGCCAUUGCCUUCGAUUGAUUUCAGGGAAAUUCGAGGCCUGAUUUGUAUAAAUAGCUAGAGCUUGACACAGGCCAAUUUAGAUGAACUACCAAGAAUAUACUGCAUGUACAGCAGGCACGAUUUGUUUUCAAUAUUAUUGGAGCAAGCAUUUAUAUGUGAAAAAGAGUCUUCCACGUUCUAAAAAAAAAGCUUUUUUCUGGGUUCUCCGAUUUGUUCCCACAGGGAAUGUGGACAGGGAGGGUUGGUAUUAGCCCCAAAAGUGACCCUUCCACCGUUGUAGUUGGGCUCCGUGAUGAGACAUGUGUAAUAAGGUGGCUGUCAGAUGCGCCAUUAGAAAGCCUUCGACUCGAUCAGGUUGAGCUGUGUCCUUCGUAAUUCAGCUUAGCUCUCAGCUCUGCAAGUAAAGAUGAUUAGUAUGCCCCCACUUACAUUGCCAACAAGGAUCGCGCUGUAGCCUAUUCUAGCUAGUAUAGUUGUCUGGACGAAGGGCAUUCGCUCGAAACGUAGACGUUUUACUUGAAUCCCUAACAAUCUGCAGUCUUCUGGUGAAGUGGAUGGUCCAUAUAUCUUGUACAAAUCAAGCCAUAUCAACCUACACGAAACUAAACUCUGAAGCUGUUGUUUAAUAUAGGGAACUCUGUCGGAACUAAAACGUCUGGAAGAAAUCAAGAACCGUUCGAGCAAAAAGAAAUUUAAACUAUACACUGUCAGGUUUCUGAUUAUUAUGGUCGUUAUGGGUAUUCUGGCCUCGUCUAUAUAUGGUAUAUUUAUCACCACAGAAAUCGCCCUUGAGGCUGCUGGGGUAAGUAGAUGCUGGACCUCCAGGAAGAACAGUUUAGAACUGAGAGAGCUAUCUAACAGGAGUAUAAUAAUAUUUUUUUUUUCCCUGACAGGAAAGCACCGACGGGAAUUUUCUUGAUACUGUAAAGCGUUAUGCCUCAUCACUCACUAUCUCAGCUUUGAAUCUAUUUAUUCCGCCCGUAUUUGCUGUACUGUGUACGUUUGAAGAGUAUAGUCCAAGUUUCGAGUUGGCCAUGAACCUUUUAAGGUAUGUUCUACCCAGCGGUCGGGAGCCUGGAAUUGUACAAUAAGCUGCCGUGGUUUGUGUCUGAACUACCUGAAAAAGAUAUCUUAAACGUGGUGGUCCAGUGUAGGUAGUAUUCUACAAUAAGCUGCCGUGGUUUGUGUCUGAACUACCUGAAAAAGAUAUCUUAAAUGUGGUGGUCCAGUGUGCAUGGGUAUAUAGUAUUCUACAAUAAGCUGCCGUGGUUUGUGUCUGAACUACCUGAAAAAGAUAUCUCAAAUGUAGUGGUCCAGUGUAGGUAGUAUUCUACAUUAAGCUGUCGUGGUUUGUGUCUGAACUACCUGAAAAAGAUAUCUCAAACGUGACGGUCCAGUGUAGGUACGUAGUAUUCUACAAUAAGCUGCCGUGGUUUGUGUCUGAACUACCUGAAAAAGAUAUCUCAAACGUGGUGGUCCAGUGUAGGUAGUAUUCUACAAUAAGCUGUCGUGGUUUGUGUCUGAACUACCUGAAAAAGAUAUCUCAAACGUGGUGGUUCAGUGUAGGUAGUAUUCUACAAUAAACUGCCGUGGUUUGUGUCUGAACUACCUGAAAAAGAUAUCUCAAACGUGGUGGUCCAGUGUAGGUAGUAUUCUACAAUAAGCUGCCGUGGUUUGUGUCUGAACUGCCUGGAAAAGAUAUCUCAAACGUGGUGGUCCAGUGUUGGUAGUAUUCUAGAAUAAGCUGCCGUGUUUUGUGUCUGAACAACCUGAAAAAGAUACCUCAAAAGUGAUGGUCCAGUGUAGGUAGUAUUCCACAAUAAGCUGCCGUGGUUUGUGUCUGAACUACCUGAAAAAGAUAUCUCAAAAGUGGUGGUCCAGUGUAGGUAGUAUUCUACAAUAAGCUGUCGUGGUUUGUGUCUGAACUACCUGAAAAAGAUAUCUCAAACGUGGUGGUCCAGUGUAGGUAGUAUUCUACAAUAAGCUGCCGUGGUUUGUGUCUGAACUACCUGAAAAAGAUAUCUCAAACGUGGCGGUCCAGUGUAGGUAGUAUUCUACAAUAAGCUGCCGUGGUUUGUGUCUGAACUACCUGAAAAAGAUAUUUCAAACAUGGUGGUCCAGUGUAGGUAGUAUUCUACAAUAAGCUGCCGUGGUUUGUGUCUGAACUACCUGAAAAAGAUAUCUCAAACGUGGCGAUCCAGUGUAGGUAGUAUUCUAUAGUAAGCUGCCGUGGUUUGUGUCUGAACUACCUGAAAAAGAUAUCUCAAACGUGGCGAUCCAGUGUAGGUAGUAUUCUAUAGUAAGCUGCCGUGGUUUGUGUAUGAACUACCUGAAAAAGAUAUCUCAAACGUGGCGGUUCAGUGUAGGUAGUAUUCUAUAGUAAGCUACCAUGGUUUUUAUCUGAACUACCUGAAAAAGAUCGUCAGGUGUUUUAUAGCAAUGGCUACCAAUCUUGUGAUAAAAGGUCACAAGGGUCAUCGCUCAGCAUUUGUAUGAAACGUAGAGAACAUGUUUAUAUUGAGUUGUGUUGUUCGUCUAAUUUCGGUAAUCAGUAUCCUAAACUAUUCAUAGAUAUGCAAUGUCUCUUAAUUAGUAUCUUAACUAUGGGAAGCCUGAAUAAAUUUUACAAUCCACUUGUUUCGUUCUUUUACGCAUGCGUGUGUACUAACACGAAGCGACGAUGGCGCUCAGCAGUACGUCCCACAAGCCGGAAGAGAUACUUUGUCAUUUAAAUACUGAAACUAAAUCUCAAAUCAGUAACUAACUCUGGUUUUCCUUCAAACCACGAAUAAAUCUUUCGCCUUUUACUAAAGAUUUCCGUGGAGGAGAACAACAGAAUGAGUCUAUAGACUAAUUUUUUGUCACCCUGCUUUACGGCGGGGGUUUAUUACAAUGAAAUAAAAAAACUGUUUACUCUUUGUAACGAAGUAUAAAACCUGUCUCCAAAUUGGCUUCCCGAGGAAGGGUAGAGACAUUGACCCGAUUUAUGCUAGAGACGGAUCACCCAGUAAUUCGACUGAUAAUUCAACUCAGUCAAUUGCGGAGAGCAUUCACUUUUACGAGUACGAGAUAUAGAAACAGUGUGCUAUUGCUAUAUACAUUGACCCGAUUAUGCUAUAGAGUCUUGUAAUUUUACGAGUACGAGAUAUAGAAACAGUGUGCUAUUGCUAUAUACAUUGACCCGAUUAUGUUAUAGAGUCUUGUAAUUUUACGAGUACGAGAUAUAGAAACACUGUGCUAUUGCUAUAUACAUUGACCCGAUUAUGCUAUAGAGUCUUGUAAUUUUACGAGUACGAGAUAUAGAAACACUGUGCUAUUGCUAUAUACAUUGACCCGAUUAUGCUAUAGAGCCUUGUAAUUUUACGAGUACGAGAUAUUGAAACACUGUGCUAUUGCUAUAUACAUUGACCCGAUUAUGCCAUAGAGCCUUGUAAUUUUACGAGUACAAGAUAUGGAAACACUGUGCUAUUGCUAUAUACAUUGGCCCGAUUAUGCUAUAGAGCCUUGUAAUUUUACGGAGUACGAGAUAUUGAAACACUGUGCUAUUGCUAUAUACAUUGGCCCGAUUUAUGCUAUAUAGAGCCUUCAGCCUUGUAAAUAUAAUGUGUUGUAAUUGGUGUAAAUGUGUAUUUUAUGGGACCCUGAAAUUGGGGCAAUAAGCCCUGUAGGGACCACCAGUCAUUUAUGACAAAGCUCGUAUAAAUAAAUAAAUAAAAUAGACAAACUUUUCCCAAGUUCAUCCAGACAGACUAGAUCAGUGGACAGACCAACCAUUUUGUCUGCAAAUCGGAGUACAGAGUAGUCGCCAUUUCACCUUCAAACUAUAGUCUCGUAAGUUUAACCAGUUCCCGCUAUUUUUGAUUGUUGUAGAACUGUAUUAUUGAAAUUGGCUUCAGUUGCUUCCUUGGUUAUCACGUUGUUCAUCGAAGCCUCUAAAAGAGAGGACUGUGACAGAGUAAGUUAUACACUACGUUUGGCUCCUGUUAUACAGAGAAAUAACCACAUCAACACCCCCCGCCCGGCCCAGGCUUUUAGCCAGGGUCCUAAAAAAGGGCGUCCAAUUUUGGUAUAACGAAAUAUUUAUAGUAAAGGGGGGGGGGGGUGUUCGAGAAAACGUUCCUCUGGAAAACCUUUGAAGUUUACGUUACUUCAUGUCAGCAUCUGUUCCAAGCUCGUUCGAAAUUUUUCAAACACACUUGGCUUUGUGAUUUUGUGCCGCUAUGCUUCUUUACUUAACUACGACAUUUUCAUUCAGCCAGGUACACCAUCAAAUUGAUCAAAAUGUCAAAUGUAUAAUAACAAUGAGAAUUGACGCUAUUUCGUUUUGGAUAUAUUAAUGGGCGUCCAAAGGCGUCCAUUUUUCGUUCUAGGGGCGCCCUUCUGGUUAAAAGCCUGCUCCGGCUCCUCUCCAACAGCAACUGUCAGAGAAACCUUGAUGUCUUACUGUAACUGAAUUGUAUUACAUAUUUUAGUGUUGGGAGAACCAGAUUGCUGCACAGAUGUACAUGUUAGUCUGGCUUGAUUUCAUCAUUGUACUUUUCACCACAUUAAUCGUCGACUUAGUAUACAGGUAAGAAAUAACUCUUACUGCGCCUCUAGGGAGAACAGUUCACUGUCGCGCAGUUGUCAAAACACCCAAAGAUCUCACAUCUGAACUUACGAGUUCCACACGCAGAGAAUGUUGACACAAAGAAGUACAUAUAUACCAUCCCUUAACCAUUAUUAAAUACAUAUCAUGAUUCAAAAAUAAUAUUUGUCACUUCCUCCUAGACUCUUAUUUGAUCACACAAGAGUAAUGAGAAAAUUUGCUCCAGCUCCUGAAUUUGAUAUUCCAAGAAACGUACUCGAGUUGGUCUAUGGGCAGUCCCUGAUUUGGUACGUAUUUCGUUACAUCCCGUCUCUCUCUCGAUGACUAUUGAAUUUUCUCUGGUUAAGCUGGUUUCCUCCUUUGGAACACUGGGGACAUACAGAGUGCCCUUUACAAAGAGAGCAGUGUAGGACUGUUAGAGCUAUCUAGUAUAGACGUGAAAUUCGUUUACAUAGUUGUUGUAACUUGUAAAUUAAUUGACCACUUGCGUAAUUUUGAUCUCAACAAGUCAAGAAAAAAAAUUCAUCACAGCUUGAAAGAGCAUCACAAAAUUAGUAAUAUUCCACAGUUUCGUUGCGAAAUGUUGUAAAAUGCGGAUAAUAUAGCCUUGCGAAGUUUGCCGUUUUUCAGUCAUUUUGCAUUACGCGGGAGAAAUUGACAGACCAAUGACAUUCUUGUAAUAGAAAAUGACUGAAAAACGGCAAACUUCGCAAGGAUAUAUUUUCCGCGUUUUACAACAUUUCGCAACGAAACUUUGGAAUAUUCACUAAUUUUGUGAUGCUCUUUCAAGCUGUGAUGAAAUUUUUGUCUUGACUUGUUGAGAUCAAAAUUUAGUCUAUUACGCAAGUGGUCAAUUGUUUAUAUUUGUUCUUUAAUUAGGAUUGGCUGCUACUUUUCUCCUCUCAUGGCAGCUAUGGGUGUGGCCAAAUUAUUCAUCAUGUUCUAUGCUAAAAAGGUAUAAUUUUCAAACACGAUUGCGAUUAAGUGGUUACAAUUAUGCAACGGGUGGCUUUUGGACAAAAUCUUCCAGGGUUAUUGCUCUGACAAGUCGAACCAAUUCCCACACUUCGAUCGAACAUGAUUGGACACUGAUCGUUGAUAGAACUCAAAAGAGAAAAGUUAUAUAGUACAUUGCAGCAUUACAAUUAUUUCUCCUUCAUAUAUAAAUUCAAUAUAAUAUAGCAAUUCAUUUGAUCAAUAUACUGUACCUGACCAAUAUUACGAAAUCAAUAGGAAUUUCAAUUGACAAAUCUUGUGUGGUAGAUUAGUAAGAAAUUGUGUUUUGGCUUUGCAAGAAUGAUGGAGAAAUUUUUCAAAUUAAUGUGGUAAAAUGAUUGGCCAUAAUGUCUGUGCAAAGCAGUCAGUAGAUGGCCAUGUUGGCGUUUUGCGCGGAAAAUGGCCGAUGACCGAGCGUUGUAUUGAACUCUGAUUAAAGUCAUUAAACCUCUUUCCUUUUUUGCUGCGCUUAAACAGGUUUACCCUCUCUUCUUUAGAUAGGCUUGAUGUACAAUUGUAAACCCUCAUCAAAGCCGUACAACAGUUCUCGUGCAAACUAUCUUUUUACCAUGUUACUUCUGCUGUCAUAUUUGAUCUGUCUGGUUGCUAUUGGUUACUCCAUAACAAGGUAAAGUACUCGGUAGAUAAACUGAUCAAAUUUACUUCAGUGAACUUAAGCCCCCGGCGGUGAAACCAGGAUGAGUGAUCGCCAACUCUCAUCAACUUCGAGAUGGUUCAAAUUUUGAAAUGUUGAAGAGAAUUGAUGAGAGUUUUCGCUGAGCGCGCGUUAACAUCUUGUCAACUCUCAUGCAACUCGCAUGCAACUCUUCUGGGCUUAAAAACUUGUUCGCUGAAAUUAGAUUGGCGUGCGCCACGAAUUUCAGACACGUAUACGAUCACGUACACUUUCUACAGCAGAGCUGAAUCGUUACCCCUGUUUGCCUUAAAAUCCCUCAACCAAUGACCAAAUAUUCGCCUGAUUCUGAAAUAUCCAUAAAUUUAUAACAAUCAAACAUGAAACAUUGAUCUAGAAACAUCGAGAGUUCACUGCUCGAAACCCAAACCGCCAUCUUUGUUACGUCGUUUAAAUCCAGCAUUUCAAACGCAUUUUUAUACGGGAAUUUUAUACGAAAACUAGUAUACAAAUAGUACAGAGCGUACGACCUCGUACGGCAUUUCUGAUUUAUUUUUUAAUUUUUGAUUUUCUUUUGACCAGGGCUGUACUAACCGACGCUUAUUAAUAUUAAUGUCUUGUAUUAAUUAGCAAUAGAUUAUAGCGACAGUUUUGCACAUGAAAUGUACACAUAUUUAUCCAGUUGUAUAAAGUUUAUUGAUUCUUUUACUAGUAUAACAAAUUUUUCUUGAUUGUUUACUAGAAUAAAGACGUCUUGCUGUGGACCAUUUAGGUAAGGAAUGCAUUCAUUUCUUAUGAUAAAUCAGUAAGGUCACGUAUACUGAAAUUAAGUUUGCCCAUAGUUAAUAGCUAUGUUUAACCAGCAGUUAUCACAGAGAGAGUAUACAAAUAUGUAUUCAAAUGAACAAAUAUGUUUUAUAAUUAGCAUUUCUCACGCGAGGCAAUUUCGUCAUAUAUUGGGUAUUGGGAUACUGUCUUCUAUUUUUGGUAUACUGUCUUCCAUUGUCAGAGAAUCUACACAAUUCAAACAAUGUGAGAACCUUGUUACUGUAAAUUUACCAUUAUAUGCAGCAAGGUCAGAUUUUGGUGGAAAUAAUGGGGGGUGUGGAAAACAAUUUAGGUGAGGUGCAGCUGUCUAGCUCACGACCCCCAUGGAAAGUUAGUUCUUACGUAGAACGAGCCAAAGUCAACGAUGUGACGUAUGCAUGUAUAGUGUACAUAUGUAUCAGUGUAUUAAUGAAUUUUGACUGUACAACUUAUCAAAUUUUGUCCUUCAUUACAAUUACUACAAAGUUUCUUUCAAAACACAGAGAUGAAUGGCUGUCACUGUUUCAAUUUUACAGAAAAACUUCCUUACGAAGUGUAGACCCUAAGCAACCAUCAACUUGAAACUUUUUCAAGGGGAGGUGCAUGACUUUUCAAGGGAGGUGGUAAAAUUCUCAAGGGAGGUGCAAAACGAUCUCAGGGGAGGUGCGCACCCCCCCCCCCCCACUUCUCUCAAAAUCCGGUCAUGAUACGCGCAACUAGAGUUAUAAUGCUUGGCAGACAGGUAGUUGAUAAAAUGUUCUCUUUCUUGAAGCAACACGGACUGUGAGGAUUCAAUGCGUAUGUACAACGUCGUGCCUAACGAGAUUAAUACUUGGCCACAGGUCCUCCAGGAUAUUAUACGUUUUGUUGGAACUGUGUCAUUCAUAUUUCCAUUUGCUGUCAUUCUAUGGUAAGUUACAGUAACUGGAAAUUUGACCAGGACCUUAUAACCAUGCAUUAAGUAAUAUAAAUUGUAAUUGAAUCAUUUAUCUUUACUUCCAUGUUCUGUUCUAGUUUACUGCUUUACUACUUCCGUUCCAUGAACAAAGCUCAUCAACACAUGAUAGAUAUGUUAAAAGAUCAACUGAUACUGGUAAGUAUGAUACUCUUCUAUAGGUUUCCUCCUGUAGUAACACUGGAUCAAUAAGAGAUUAUCCUUACUGGACCUCUAGGGAGAACAGUUUAGAAUUGACAGAACUAUCCAGUAUAAAUAUAGUAAAUUCUUGUUAAGGCUUCCUUGUGCAUGAGCAUUCUCGUAUAGAAGAAUUCGGUAUGCUUAUAAGCGUGCUGGAUUUUCCUACAUAUUUGAGCGUGCUUAUGAGCAUAUCUGAUUUUGGCAUGCUCAUGAGCAUUCUCAUGAGGAUGCUGGAUUUUGGAAUAUUCGAGGGUGCUCAAGAGCCUAUGGAUUUUGGUAACAUGUACUUGAUUAAUAAGAGAUGGCUCUUAUUGGAUCUGUAGGAAAAACAGUUUAGAACUGACAGAGUUAUCCAGUAUAAAUAAAGUUAGUUUAGUUUAGGUUUCCUCCUGUAGUAACACUGGAUCAAUACGAGAUGACACUUGCAUGCAUGUGGGCCACUAUAGGGAGAACGGUUUCGAAGUAUUUACAUUGAAUUGCUUGAACUGGCUAGGUAGAACAUGCAGUUAAGAACUGAUUGAGAUGUCCAGUAUAAAUAAAGUUUAGUUUAGGUUUCCUCCAGCGGUAACCCUGAACCAAAAAGAGAAUGGCUCUAACUGGACCUCUAUGGGAAGAACUGUUUAGUACAACCCAUCCGCUUUUGGAAGAAGUACUGCUCUAAACCUUCUCUACUGUAUUCAUUAUAGGAAGGACGUGAUAAGCGUUUCCUCAUGGAACGACUUCUGGCUGAUGCACAAAAGAAACAGCUCGCAGACGAAUUCCCCACAAACCCUGUUGAAUCAAACACGGCUACGACGGUAGACAACUAAGUCUGUACAUUUCCACAUCAAGUAGCCCUUGAUCGAUUUCAAUUGACUUUUAAAACAGCGUGGUUCUCAGAAUCGUGGAGAUGGAUCUUUAAAAGUCAAUUCAAAUCCACCACGUAUUUUUCGUUCAUGCCUUUCGCUAAGCUAAACUCAUGCCCUGGCGUGUUAAAAAGCAUGGGUAUUAUAUAAACUCUUAAGUCUUGUAGAAGAUUUCAAUUGCACAUCCUUGUUCAUAUUUUAAUAUAAAAACCUUUGAUUGUGUUUAGUCGUAGUCGACAUAAAAAAUUGUGAUUAGCAUUUUGUAUAUAAUUCACAUUAAGUUAUGUAUUUUUUUAUUAUAAAACCUGUAUUUAUAUGCAAUAAAAAAUAUUGAGUGAUUAUUGUGUAGCG
This is a messenger RNA of Paramuricea clavata, 16758 nucleotides long. The record is from the annotation of a GenBank genome assembly. Lineage: Eukaryota; Metazoa; Cnidaria; Anthozoa; Malacalcyonacea; Plexauridae.